AAUAUGUGGGAUAUGUUUUUAUGCUGGCCAUCAGCUCUUGUUGGAGAAACCAUCAGCAGCCCAUGUCCCAGUGCCUUUAUACAUUAUAUGAAGCAACCAGGCUCAGUGAGCAGAAAUUGUACAGUCAGAGGUUGGUCAGCACCGUUUCCUCUUUAUAAUAUUUCCUGUGCAAUUGAUGAUGAAUUUUGGCUUGAAAAACAGAACCAGUAUCGUACUAUGAAGGUGAUCUACACUGUGGGAUAUGGCACAUCAGUAGUAACUCUUGCAGUGGCUGUUGUCAUUUUGGUCUACUUUAGAAGACUUCGUUGUGCAAGAAAUUAUAUCCACAUUCAGCUAUUUGUCACUUUCAUCUUAAAAGCAAUUAGUAUCUUCAUUAAAGAUGGCAUCCUGUUUCCGGAGAAGGUACUGGAUCCAUGCAUGCCCCCAACAGCAUCAUGCAAGGCAUCAAUAACAUUUUGCCACUAUUGUGUAAUGACCAAUUUCUUUUGGCUACUGGUGGAAGCUCUUUAUCUGAAUUCACUUUUGAUGGCAUCAUUUCCACAUGGGAAAAAAUAUUUCUGGUGGUUUGUUCUUCUUGGCUGGGGAUCUCCAACUGUCCUCAUAAUUGCCUGGAUACUGACAAAGCUAUAUUUGGAAAACACAGGUUGCUGGGACCAUGAAUGGCAGUCCCCAUAUUGGUGGAUAAUUAAAGGUCCAAUAACUGCAUCAAUUGCUACAAAUUUUUUACUUUUUGCCAACAUCAUCCGAAUUUUAUUCAAAAAGCUCGACCCUAGAAAGAUCAACUUUAAUAACUCAUUUCAAUACAGGCGUUUAUCAAAAUCAACUCUACUUCUAAUCCCACUGUUUGGAACGCACUACAUUGUUUUUAACUUCCUUCCAGAGUACAUCCACGUGGAAGGUAGACUGUAUUUGGAACUCUGUCUUGGUUCAUUUCAGCCUGCGUGUGGAAGAAGUUAUAGUUUGCCAAAAAUGGAAAAACUCAUAGAAACUCUGGGGCAUAAUAUUACAAAUCUGGAUGAAAAUAUAGUUGCUGUUCAAGAUGGGACUAUGGCUUUUAAGGAGAGGAGUGAGGCUAAAAACAGUCAUGUAAUUGGUCUACAGGAACAGUUGGCCAUGAUGGCCACUGAAAUGACCACUCAAAGGACUAUCCCACCACUGAAAAAACUAAUGAAAGAUUAUGAUACUGUAACAUACCUUGCUGCCUUUUUGAAAGAUAUGUCACCCUGUAUAGUUGGUGGGUUAAACUUCUGUCUUCACAAUUUACAGCAGAAGUACUGA
Molecule: messenger RNA, 1278 nt
Organism: Protopterus annectens (West African lungfish)
Lineage: Eukaryota; Metazoa; Chordata; Ceratodontiformes; Protopteridae
Product: growth hormone-releasing hormone receptor-like
Exons: 11
Coding region: 4-1278 (424 amino acids)
Biological process (GO): cell surface receptor signaling pathway; positive regulation of cell population proliferation; adenylate cyclase-activating G protein-coupled receptor signaling pathway
Cellular component (GO): plasma membrane
Molecular function (GO): growth hormone-releasing hormone receptor activity; peptide hormone binding; growth factor binding
Source: RefSeq, a predicted model, not a curated record